Molecule: messenger RNA, 1075 nt
Organism: Labeo rohita (rohu)
Lineage: Eukaryota; Metazoa; Chordata; Actinopteri; Cypriniformes; Cyprinidae
Gene: gcga
Product: glucagon a
Exons: 6
Coding region: 161-688 (175 amino acids)
Biological process (GO): response to starvation
Cellular component (GO): extracellular region
Molecular function (GO): glucagon receptor binding; hormone activity
Source: RefSeq, a predicted model, not a curated record
CGCACAUGUACGUGUGUGUGGGGGCUGCCGGGACAGGGACGGCCCACCUGGACCGACUAUAUAAGACCCAGACGAUCGAGAAGAGGCCACGAAACCAGGAGGAAAAGAUCCAGACGCACUCAACUCUUCCGUCCACUGAGAAGCAAAAGAAGCUGUCAAAAUGAAAGCCGUCCAAUAUCUCGCUGGUCUUCUUCUGCUCCUCUUUGUUGAAAACAGCAUCUGCGUCCCACUGCAGGACGACAGCACAAGCACGGAGACGGCUGAAAGUCUUCUGGCGAGGGGUCAGGGCUUCACGACCGCCAAAAGACAUUCUGAGGGAACCUUCUCUAACGACUACAGCAAAUACUUAGAGACCAGGAGAGCGCAAGACUUCGUUCAGUGGCUCAUGAACUCCAAGAGAAACGGUGGUUCAGCCAAACGUCACGCUGAGGGAACCUACACCAGCGACGUCAGCUCUUACCUGCAGGACCAGGCGGCCCAAAACUUUGUGGCCUGGCUACAAUCCGGACAGCCAAAGCAAGAUGUUGCAAGCAACAGAGGUGCUAAUUUUCUGCGCCGGAGGCAUGUAGACGGCAGUUUCACCAGCGACGUCAACAAAGUCUUGGACAGCAUCGCUGCCAAGGAGUAUUUACAAUGGGUGAUGAACUCGAAGACGUCAGGGACAAGUGGCAAACGUGGCGGGAAUUGACGAGGAACCAGCGGGCCUCCCCGCGAGAGCUAAAUUUGGGUCCUGAAGGGGAUUCGAUCAUCAAAAUGAAUGAAAGCCAUAUCGCUUACAGGCAAAACGGAUACAACUCUUGAAAUCAAAAGCCAUAUUCUAUUUUUUAAAAAAAACCUCUGAGCACUGUGGUUAUUUAUUUUCCCUUAGUGUUAAAGAACAUCGUAAGUUAUGAGGAGAGAAAAAGAGAUAUUUUUCUAUAGUUUUGGACUAUUUUCUAUGUGUGCGAUAAAAACAAACUCAGGUGAAUGCACUAAACACUCAGGUAAAUCGUGAAAAUUUAUGUGUGCCACCACUGUAUCAAAGUGCCAUGGGAAAUGGUGUCUUGCUCUGCAAAAUAAACCUUUUCAUAUUUCA